Rotaria sp. Silwood1 is the source of this 807-nucleotide messenger RNA. The record is from the annotation of a GenBank genome assembly. NCBI's taxonomy places the organism in Eukaryota, Metazoa, Rotifera, Eurotatoria, Philodinida, Philodinidae.
AUGAUAUCAAUUUUCAUCGAUGUUUAUCCGGAUUUAAAUGGAAUUAUUUCUGAUAAAUCUCAAAAAUCGAUUCUUAGUGGUAUUGAUUUUGAUGAAACAUUGGCAUUUGCCAAAUGUUUAAAAUAUUUCGUGGAUGUAGCAGAAUUGUUAAGUGAAGAAAAAACUGCUACAAUUCAAUUAGUUUUACCACUUAAACAACGUCUUAUUAAAUUAUCUAAACUAGAUCCAAAUGAUCCAGAUUCAAUAAUCAAAUUGAAAAAAUAUAUUGAGAAUGAAAUUCCAAUAUAUUGGGAACUUGAUGAUAUCCACUAUAUGGCUGCUGUUCUGCAUAAAAAGAUGAAAUAUUUACAAAUAUGUCCAAAUAAAGAUAAAAAGAAAGCUUAUGAUUUAUUAAAAAAGGAAAUUAAUAGACGACAAGAAUGUUUUGAUCAACUUUCUACAAGUGCUAGCGUUCCUGAUGCUAAUGAUAAAUUAAAACGUUACUUACAAGCUAAUGAUAGUUUAAGAGAUGAUGAAGAUUUAUUCAUGUUUUGGAAACGACAAAAAGCUUUUUAUCCAACACUUUAUUCAAUAGUAUGUGAAAUUCUUAUAAUUCCUGCUACAAAAACAGCUGCCGAACGUUUAUUAUCUGCUAGUGGCAACACAAUUACUAAUACUCGUACACGUCUGUCGGCAGAAAAAGUCAACAAACUUAUGUUUAUUAAAAAGAACCUAGUUAUAUUGAAGAAGAUUUUUCCUCAAGAUGUACACUUAAAUCAUUUUGAUACUCAUGGUAGUCAUGAUGGGUGUGGACGUGGGUGGAUGUGA